AUGAGGCGAUGGUGCGGUGAAAACGACGUCGUUGAGGUUGAAGGAAUUGAUGUUAGUGUUUGUGUCGCCGCGGAUGGUGAUUUUUGGGUCAGCGUUGGCUCCGCCGGUGGUCCGAUCGGGAAAUUCAGCCUUGAAAGCGAACAUGAUUUGGCGAAUAUGGUUAACGAUUUCAUAGAGAAUGCAGGAAGCUUUGGUGCUGAGUCUUGUUGUAGCAGUGAUAGCGAUUCUUCUCUCUCUGAUUUUGCUCACCUUGCUGAAAAGAUUCAGAUCUGUAAGCGAUCGGUGACUCAACAUGAGAGUGACUUGAUCCCAGUUGUUCAUUCUCUCAUACGGUCAAUGAAGGAGACCAACCUAGAAAUGAUGAAUUCUGGUCCAUGUUAUGCAAGCUGCAUCAGAUUUUAUUUGGCAAAGUUAAUGAGACUUUCUGGCUAUGAUGCCGCUGUUUGUACAUCUAAAUGGCAGCGUGUUGGCAUAAUCCCUGGAGGUGAUCACGAAUAUAUUGAUGUGCUGGUCGAGAAUAACUCUGGAGAAUCAGAGCGGUUGAUUAUUGAUAUCGAUUUUCGAAGCCACUUUGAAAUAGCUAGAGCUGUUGAUUCAUAUGACAGGAUACUGAAUUCGCUUCCAUCUGUUUACGUGGGUUCCCUUACUAGGCUGAAACAGUUUCUUGGAAUAAUGGAGGAAGCUACUAGAUCUUCUUUGCAACAAAAUGCUAUGCAUUUUCCUCCAUGGAGAUCUUUAACAUAUUUAAAAUCGAAGUGGCUAUCGCCCCAUGAAAGAAUCAUUCAUUCAGACAGCAGCAUUAAUAUUAGCAAAGGCGGCGAAUGCUUUGACCACAAGCAAUGCCGUGGACAUUUGAAGAAGCUGCAAUCUUGUCUUCAGGCAGGAAUAGAAGUAGAGCGAGUGUUAAAGGCUCGUAACAUUGAAAGUAACUGGAGGAUGAAACCUGACAGAUGGAGGCAAACGUUACUCCGGCCUCUUUAA
Lathyrus sativus (Indian pea) is the source of this 981-nucleotide messenger RNA. Lineage: Eukaryota; Viridiplantae; Streptophyta; Magnoliopsida; Fabales; Fabaceae. The record is from the annotation of a GenBank genome assembly.